AUGACUGUUAAAGAAACUGUUGCAAGGUUAUACUUUUCUAAUGGUACUAUACUCUAUAUUCGUGUCUUAAUUAAUCAUAUUCGUCAUACUGGCGAGAAUCGAAAGAUAUCUAACGAUAAUGAAAGAAUUUCUAACAAACGUAUUGCUAAGGAGAAGAAUAGUGAAGAGAGGCCUGGCAAGAAACGGAUGAGGAUAUCUGAUGAUAGCGUUAAUGAUUCUUCAUACGCUGGAGGUAUAUUUGACCUUGAAGUUCAUUUCCCUGGAGAUUAUCCGUUCAGACCACUAAAGGUGGUGUUUAAAACACGAGUUUACCAUCCGAAUAUCGACAUUAAAGGAAAUGUAGGCCUGGAUAUUCUAAGAGAACAAUGGUCAUCAGCGCUUAAUAUUACAGCAGUAUUAUUAUCAAUUAGUUCAUUGUUGACUGAUCCAAAUCCAGAGGUUCCGCUUUGUUCCUGA
Messenger RNA from Rhizophagus irregularis DAOM 181602=DAOM 197198, 456 nucleotides. NCBI's taxonomy places the organism in Eukaryota, Fungi, Glomeromycota, Glomeromycetes, Glomerales, Glomeraceae. The record is from RefSeq and is a predicted model, not a curated record.